AUGCCGAAUUCAUUGUGGUCGCUCGCCAGAGCUCGCGUUAAGCAGGCCUACAACAACACCAACAACAAAAACAAAAACACCACCACCACCACCACCACGCUGGGCCGACCGACAAUCGCAGCAAUGACAACAAAUACGGCGACCAAAUGCAAAGCACUUCCUUUGCAUCCAGGCUCUCAGCCCCCAUCUUACGAAGAUUCUAUUCCAGAUCUAGGAGAAUUGGACCAUCUUCUGCGAAGAAUAUUUGAAAAUCAGCUCUAUAGCCCCUUGGCACGCCUUCCAGAUCACAUUCUCGUCAAUAUCAUGAGGUCUUCUGAUCUUAAGAGUCUUUUCAGGCUGCGACAUACCUCCCGCAUCUUCAUGAUUCUCUUUAGUGUCAAUCCGACGUUCAAGUCCUUGCACUUGACGUCAGAUGAUCACCAACGAUUCUACGACACGGCAAGACUUUGGGAGGUACCGCGUCGCAUUAUCCCCACGCAUCAAGAAGCAUUCUUCCUCGAAUCCCGACGCAUAUGUCAAGUUUGUUUAAAUAGUCGAAGAGGAGACCGUCUAGGGAGAACGCUGCUAUUAAGCAUGCCGGUUCUUUAUUGUUCAGGCUGCCGCACAACCCACCGGGAAAUGCACUUCUCCGCACGUAUGCGAAAUGCGAUAGACGACGAUAGAGAUGAGAUGCAGGCUUUCGACCCAAAUGUCUGUGAUUGUGUCGAUUACUAUCUAGACCAUCCCUCGCUACAGCUUCAGCGUCCAAUACGCACCUGUCCUGCGCCAGCCAUUGCGCGCUGGCAGGAAUCGGCGCCAGAAGGCGGCUUCAUUAGCGAGACGGGCCGCUGUGCCUACAAGCGCCAUGGCUUCACCUUUGACGGGGUAGGCAUUCAGCUGCGCGUCGACUUUUUGAAAUGCCACGAUGCGACAAAGGAAAUGCUGGCCAUGCGCAAGACGCUUGUUUGCGCCAUCGAUCCAGAUGCGGCCUCGUCGGCAGGCUGGGGCGAUGUCGUCUCCUGGAUGUCUUCUGACACAAUAGCUGACCCAAAGCAGCGGGGUUUGUUUUACUGUCCGCGAGGAAAUUGCGACACCUGGAGACUUCAGACCUUUGACGUGCACCUUCGCGCGAUUGAGGCAAGACAGAUGCAACGGGAAAAGCUGGCCAGUACUACGACAAAGAAUGGCAAAAGAAAGGCAAGACGGCGGGGGCGACGAGGAGGAGGAGGAGAAUGA
Beauveria bassiana ARSEF 2860 is the source of this 1215-nucleotide messenger RNA. RefSeq lists its product as uncharacterized. The coding region runs from base 1 to 1215 and encodes 404 amino acids. Gene Ontology annotation, molecular function: protein binding. The record is from RefSeq and is a predicted model, not a curated record. Lineage: Eukaryota; Fungi; Ascomycota; Sordariomycetes; Hypocreales; Cordycipitaceae. The transcript has 3 exons.